AUGGCUCCAAAGUCGGCCGAGAACACUUUAUUAUUGUUCGGCCCUCAACUUGCACGUCUGGUACCAAGUCGUCUCAUAGAACUACGAAGGACGGUUCUAGAGGAUCCUAAUCUCGAAUUUCUUAUCGAGAUUAUCAAGGGGCUACCUUCCCUGUGGGCCGAUAUAAUUCAGCCAGCCGUCCCCCGUCUGGGGUCUCAUACGAACGCCAAAGACAAACUGAGACAGAUUGCGACAUUUUUUGAAAAUGAGGACGAGGAGGCACCCCGACUGGCGCCCCCUUACAACUUACUUCUUGCCCCCUUAACAGUCAUUUCCCAGAUUGCUGAGUACAUCCAUCACGGUCACCAGGGAACCGUCCAAGGAUUUUGUAUCGGAUUUCUAUCCGCUGCUGCUGUGGCAAGCGCGCGGAAUAAGGACGAACUGGAGAAAUUGACGGCUACCGCUAUUCGGUUGGCUGUUGUUAUUGGAGGUAUCGUCGACUUUGAUGAGCAGGAACGUUCAGACGGACAUACCACACUUGAACAUAGCUCUACAUGGUCUGUCCGCUGGACAUCGGCCCUUGAAAAAGAGCAUUUGGAAAAGACGCUGGCGUCUUUUACUGAGGCGUACGUGUCGUGUAUCACGGAUGUGGAUAGAGUGACGAUUACAAUAUCGGAGAGCCAUUUUAUCGGCUUUUCUAGGCAACUAGCUGAUGGCGGACUAUCUGCCCAGCCCAUCGGCUUAUGUGGCAGAUACCACACAACAAAGCCGGACCGAGGAGAGCUAGUGCAGCAGGCGAAGACAUUAUGCCAGCAAAAUCAGCAGUUCCAGUUCCCUGCGGCCGAGCAGUUGAUUUCACCCCUGAGAUCUACCUCGGAUACUGAAGUUAUUACGAGCGGGGUGCUUCAUGAAAUCGCUCUGAACUGCAUAUUAGUUGACGUAUGCAAGUGGUAUGAUACGGUUCAAGCAGCUCUGGACGCGUGGGACGGGCAGUCGGUGAACGUGAUUCCCAUCGGUAACAGUUCUGGGGCCAUUCCUCGGUCUUUGAAAUCGGUAACGACCGUGGUAGAUGAUUUCCUUACCCCGUCUUCGCGGACAUCCACCCCACCUUUCACUACCAUGCCGAACAGCAACUUGACGACCGGACAAACCACGCCGUGUAGCCUAGCCCCACCUCCAGUCACGGCGACCACGCAGCCCAUCGCCGUAAUUGGCAUGGCAUGUCGAUAUGCCCAAGCUGAUUCCCUCGAAGAGUUUUGGUCCUUGAUCAACUCGGGCAAAAAUGCGACCACCCCUGUGCCUGAAAAUCGCUUCAAGUCUUCAGAAUUAUGGCGUACGCCCAAGGGUCCUUUCUUCGGCAACUUCAUUAAGGACCAUGAUGCAUUUGACCAUCGUUUCUUCGGCAUGUCCGCCCGCGAGGCCGCAUCCAUGGACCCGCAGCAGAGACUCCUGCUCCAAGUAUCCUAUGAGGCUAUGGAAUCAGCCGGAUACCCAGACGGGGCGGAGUCGCCGAACCGCCCGAUAGGUUGCUAUGUAGGCGCUGGCUACGUUGAGUACGAGGACAACAUCGCGUCGGAGCACGCCAAUGCCUUUUCGGCCUGCGGAGCUAUUCGGGCCUUUAUUAGCGGGAGGGUCAGUCACUACUUCGGUUGGACUGGUCCUUCGGUCGUAUUCGAUACCGCGUGCUCUUCAUCUGCUGUGGCCAUUCACAAUGCUUGUAAGGCUCUGCAGACGAAUGACUGCUCCAUCGCCAUUGCGGCAGGUGUAAACGUGAUCACGAGUCCUACUUUCUACCAAAACUUGGCUGCUGCUUCUUUCCUUAGCCCGACUGGCUGUUCCAAGGCUUUCGAUGCUACAGGGAAUGGAUACUGUCGAGGUGAGGGAGCUGGUGUGCUAGUCUUGAAACCGCUAGCUCAGGCCAUAGCCGACAAUGACCGCAUCCUCGGCACUAUUGCGGGAACGGCUGUCAAUCAGAACUCCAGUUGCAGUCCAAUCACGGUUCCGGAUUCGAACUCCCAGAGCGAUCUAUACCUCCAAGCUUUAGCCGGUGGUGGCAUUUCGCCUUCGGAGGUCUCCUACGUGGAGGCUCACGGGACGGGUACACCUGUGGGCGAUCCCAUUGAAUGCGCUAGCAUUCGCACUGCAUUCGGUGACCCUCACCGGGCACAAGAGCUGGUAAUUGGUUCAGUCAAGGACGUGAUCGGUCAUACUGAGGCCUCCUCGGGCGUGGCUGGAGUUAUCAAGACUCUUCUUAUGCUCCAACAUGGCUCUAUUCCCAAGCAGCCUAAUUUUACUCGCCUCAACCCUAAGAUUCCCGCCUUGGAGCCCGAUAGAUUAGCUAUUGCCGACAGAGCUCGCCAGUGGCAAACCACUACAAAACGCGCAGCCUUAAUCAACAACUAUGGUGCGGCUGGGAGCAAUGCCGCUAUCGUAGUCCAGGAAUAUCGCUCGUCCUCAACGGAGCAAGAUGUCAUCAGCAAGUUACCAGAGAGUAGUAACAUCGAGUACCCGAUUCUUCUAUCAGCCAAGACACCGGAGAGCUUACGUGCGUAUAGCGCCGCUCUGAAAUCAUUCCUAGAUCGAAAUGACUCAAUCACACUCGGCGACGUCGCGUACAACUUGGCGCGAAAGCAAAACAAGACCCUCGAGUAUACGUCGACGUGGACCACUACAAGCCUGUCUGCAUUCAAGGCAGAUCUAGACGCUAUUACGUCUGGUGCCCGUACCUUGUCCCAGAGAAAGGUCGACAAGAAGAAGACAUCUGCGGUGCAAUGGCCGGCGCCGAUUGUCCUUUGCUUCGGCGGCCAGACGGGUCGUAGCAUCUACCUCUCGCGAGAUCUUUUCAACAGCUCGUCUCUGCUGAGAGCCCACCUUGAGAACUGUGAUGAAGCGAGUCGCUCUCUAGGGUUGCCGUCGUUCUUCCCACGUAUCUUCGACCCGGCUCCUGUCGAUGACCUAGUCUUGCUGCAUGCUAUGUUAUUCUCCGUGCAAUAUGCAAGUGCUAAGACUUGGAUUGAUGCUGGGCUACAAGUUAGCGCUUUGAUAGGGCAUAGCUUUGGUCAGCUAACAGCUCUUGCUGUGUCUGGCAGUCUUGACCUAACGGAUGGCCUUCGGCUAGUUACAGGACGCGCUCAGCUAAUGCAGAAGCUUUGGGGUGCGGAUCCCGGGGUCAUGCUUGCGAUUGAAGGAGACAAAGACCGUCUUGAUACCAUACUGCAGACUGUUGCCGAAGCUAAUACUCUUGACGUGGCAUGCUAUAACGGCCCGCGCAACAUUGUCCUUGCCGGAGAAGCGGCAGCGGUGGACUCUUUCGAGCAGACCUGCAAGGCCUCGCCGGGUCUCAAGACAGUCAAGCUAGCUAAUAGUCAUGCGUAUCACUCUCGCCUCGCCGACCCAAUCUUGGACGGCCUGGAGGAUUUGGCCGGAUCUCUCGUCUGGCGAAAGCCGUCGAUUCCGGUAGAGACAUGUUCUCGCAGUCAGAGUUGGACCAGCAUCGAUCCUGCCAAGAUUGCCGAGCACACACGCGAAACCGUGUAUUUCGCAAAAGCCGUGCAGAGAAUCGCUAAUCGAUAUCCUUCAUCUGUCUGGCUCGAGGCCGGAUCCAUGUCCCCGAUCACUGGUAUGGUACGCCGCGCUGUGCCAGCAAACAGAGAAGACGUCUUCCUAUCAAUGGACUUAGGUCGUGGCAACCCCUGGACUAGUCUCUCCAAGGCUUCAACUGGUCUCUGGGCGGCUGGUUCCACGGUAGAUUUCUGGGCCUUCCAUGGCACUGAUGGAGAUCGAUACAAGUGGUUGGACCUCCCUCCUUACCAGUUUGCGAAGACGAAGCACUGGAUACAAUACCAACCUCAUCGACCCCAAUCUUUAAUCGAGACUCCGGCACCAGUCACAGCAGGACCACCAGAGCUAUUACAACGACUUGGAGAUGCUGACGGAGAGACCAUAUUCGCCGUUGAUCCUUCUCAUGAGAUCUUCGAAUUAAGUGUCAAGGGCCACGCUGUGGUUGGCCAGAGCCUAACUCCAGCAGGCUUAUACUUCGAGCUAGCCAUACGAGCGGCACAGGCACUUCAAGAUGCCGGAGAAAAGAGUUCGAAGGUGCCUCAUAUCGAGAACAUGCGCAUCCUAUCGCCACUCGGGCUGAAACCCAACGGAGUCCUUCGUAUUAGCUUCAAGCGGGGCGCCAAUAACGAGAGCGGUAGCCCAAAGUGGUCUUUCACUUUCUUCUCUACGCCCGCCGACGUCGUAAACCCGCCACCUACCUCCAAACGUACCAACCACGCACAAGGUACCGUGACUCUCCUCGCGGCAGAUGCGGCAACUUCCCGCUUCCAAUUCGUUAAACGUCUGCUUGGGCGAUCGCGGUACGACCAGAUUGCUUCGAACCCUGGUGCAAACCGACUAGCCGGAGAUGUUCUGUACAAGAUCUUUGCUCGAGUCGUCAAUUACGCGCCGUAUUAUAAGGGUGUCCGCAACACCGUCGCCUAUGACGGAGAAGUCGUAGGUGACGUGGUUAUGCCUUCCGGAAAAGAAGCAGAACGUCUUGGGGAUAGCAUAUCAGACCCUCUGGCUAUUGAUAACUUCUUACAGAUCGCGGGUAUCCAUGUGAACUGCUUAUUGGAGGGUAGUGACGACGAAGUCUCCGUGUGCAAUGCUAUCGGAGAGGUCCUAUGGAGCGACGCGUUCUUGCAGUCGAAUAGCCAAGAUAAGCCUUCCGCGCGGACAUGGAGACUGUACUCGAAUAUGGAACCCAAGGGAAAGAACACGCUCGUCAACGAUGUCUUCGUCCUGGACGCCGCUACUGGGGCUGUUGUUGUAGCCUUGCUAGGAGCGGAAUUCACCACAGUGCCUCUUGCUUCCCUUCGCAGGGUCUUGUCAAAGAUCAAUGAGAACUCGGCUACACCUGCGCCAUCAAAGGCUUCCUCUUCGCCGCUAGCAACGAACGGUGUCUUCACAAAUGGGAACUCAACGCCAGCUGCGAAGGCCCUGCCUAAUGGAACCUCGCAAAACCACGCUGUCGUAGAACCUUCACCGCCAGUCGAGCCUGCACCUGCUGCCGCUUCUUCUUCCGCCGCUUCCGCGGUCGAUUUGUCCGUCCGAACGAUGCUAAGCGAGAUCUUCGGAAUGAGCGUCGAUGAAGUACAACUCGAUUCGGACCUCGCGGACUUGGGUGUAGAUUCGUUGAUGAUCACUGAGAUUUCUGGCGAGAUUCAGAAGCGAUUCGAUGUCACUUUAUCAAUCGAUGACAUGCAAGACUUGACGGAUGUUCAGUCAUUGACCAAACUAUUAGGCGGUGGUGCAUCAGCUCCUGCUCCGGUUCCUUCUACAGCUCCGGCACAGAAUGAAUCGACUACCGUAAAUGGAACGACAAACGGGCAUAAAGAGGAAGAGCCAGAGGUUGAAGAUGGAGGUGUCGCAGCUGUCAGUAGUGACUGGCUUUCCAGCAACCGCAGCUCGUUCGACGUGGAUAUCCAAAAAUACGGGUUCGGUCAAUUCCGCCAAAACGUCUACCCGCUACAGUCAGAGCUCGUAAUCGCAUAUACUGUCGAAGCCCUAGCAAGCAUAGGUUGUGAUCUCCGGACGCUCAACUCUGGCGACCGUCUGCCUGAGCCUGUGUAUGAGCACAAACACAACAAGUUAAUCGCGCAAAUGUACCAAAUUCUCGAAGAUGGCGGCCUGAUAGCGGGGAGUGGCGCCAGCGCCACGCGAACGGGCCUCUCUGUGCCCCAGGCUUCGGCUACGGACCUCCAUGAUGCCAUCGUGCAGAAAUUCCCCCAACACGCAGGAGAACACAAACUCCUGCGCACGACAGGCGCUCGCCUAGCCGACUGCCUUAAGGGCCAGGCCGACCCUUUGGCCCUUAUGUUUGGAAAUGCUGAAGCCAGACAAUUGACAGAAGAUGUUUAUACCAACGGCCCCAUGUUCCGGGCCGCGACAUCGUACCUUGCUCGUUUCUUGGUCGAUGUUUGCGAGCGGUUCCAGGGUAAACGUGAGAUCCGAAUUUUGGAGCUUGGCGCUGGAACGGGCGGGACAACGAAGCAUCUAAUUGAACAACUUAACAACAGCGCUGCCGGACAGAAGAUUCGGUAUACCUUCUCCGAUGUCUCGAAAUCGCUGGUCGCUGCAGCGAAGAGAAAAUUCGCUAAAUACCCAUUUAUGGAAUACGGUAUUGUGGAUAUUGAGAAAGAGCCGGCCGCGGACGUCCAGGGACGGUUCGAUGUGAUCAUUUCCACUAACUGCAUCCAUGCAACUCCAAGUCUUGUCCGGUCUUGCACUAACAUCGGAAAAAUGUUGCGCAAAGAUGGACAGGUUUGCCUCGUAGAGCACACGCAAAACCUGUAUUGGUUCGAUCUCGUCUGGGGAUUAGUUGAGGGAUGGUGGUUAUUCGACGAUGGUCGCAAACAUGCACUUGCUUCCGAGUUAAGGUGGAAGAAGGACCUUGAAACAUCAGGCUUCCAAUGGGUCGACUGGUCGGACGGAGCAAGCGAGGAAGCUAAGAUUCUGCGUGUGAUCGUUGCAUCGCCAACAUCUCAGCUUUCAUCUCCCCCAAUCAACACUCCGACUCUUGAAAUAGCUUCUCCUCUUGAGACAGAGGAGACAGUAGUCUUCAAGCAGGUCGGUUCUCUGCCACUCCAGGCCGACAUAUUCUACCCAUCAACAUCGCAAACCGGCAGCAAAGCACGACCUAUCGCUUUGAUGGUCCACGGUGGAGGCCACAUAAUGCUUUCCCGAAAAGACGUCCGCCCAAAACAGACCCAAACCCUCCUAGACGCAGGAUUCCUACCUAUCAGCGUCGACUACCGCCUCUGCCCCGAGACCACUCUCCUAGAAGGCCCCAUAACAGAUGUCCGAGACGCCCUAAACUGGGCCCGCAGCACCCUCCCAUCCCUCUCUCUCAAACGCCCUGAUGUGCGCAUCACAGGCGAACACGUCGUCGCCGUCGGAUGGUCAACAGGCGGCACCCUCGCCCUAAGUCUAGGCUGGACAGCCCCAUCCGCAGGUCUGCAACCCCCAGACGCUAUCCUCGCCUUCUACUGCCCAACAGACUACGAAGACGCUUGCUGGUCGCGCGAAAACAAACCCUACGGUGACGCCGCCCUCACAGCCGAAGCUUAUAACAUAUGGGAAGGAGUAUCGGAUUCCCCUAUCGUAGCAUACAACCCGCCGACGGGGACGCGCGCGGCAGGUGGCUGGAUGGCGAAGAACGACGCGCGCUCGCGGAUCGUGCUGCAUAUGAACUGGCAUGGGCAGACCGUUCCCGUGCUCGUCCAAGGACUGAAGAAGUCUACCGCCGCGACGGAAACCGGGGUGCCGAAGCUCCCUGCGCCCACGACGGAGCAAGUGCAGGCCAUUAGCCCUCUAGCGCAGAUCCGAGCAGGCGCUUACAAGACGCCGACGUUCUUAGUCCAUCCUUACGAAGACGACUUGAUCCCGUGGCAACAGGCGCAGCGGACGGCGGAUGAGUUACGACGCGGAGGCGUGGACGUCGAGUUGAGGCUUAUUGGGAAUGCAGCGCAUUUGUUUGAUAUGUAUCGUAGCCAUGAGGCGAAUGUUGAGGCGGUUAGGGCGGUUGGGGAUGGUCUUUUGAUAUCUCCAGCAACUUCGAGCCGCAUCGCCAACAUCGCCGUCGAAUUCAACAUCGACAUCUUCAACAUGAAGGGAAACUCCCUAGCAAUCGCCGCGGCGCUUGCCGCACCCACCCAGGCGUACCUCCGCUUCGGAUGUGCGACCUUGAGCGUUCAGCGUCUCGACCCUCUUGUCGAGCCAGGCGUCGUCCCCUCGGCCCAUCUCCACCAGAUCAUCGGUGGAAACGGCUUCAACGCGACCAUGGACCCUACCGAGGAUGUCAGCCAGAGGGCUACAUGCACGACCUGCACCUUCUCCGAGGAUCUUUCCAACUACUGGACCGCCGUUAUGUACUUCAAAGCCCGCAACGGAACUUACAAGCGAGUCGGUCAAUACCCGAACGCUCUCUUGGGUGAUAUCAAGGGCGGAAUGACCGUCUACUACAUCCAAGAAUCAUUCAACUCCAACGGAAACCAGAAGAUGACAGCCUUCAAGCCUGGUUUCCGAAUGACGGUCGGCACGCCCAACAGCAAGGACGGCACCAACCCCGGCCUUCGCUACACUUGUCUGCAGGACGUCAUGACUCGAUUCCCCGAGACAGCCGAGUUCCCCAAGCAGGCAUGCCCUGCCGGAAUUAUGGCUAUCCACCACUUCCCCGCAUGCUGGGACGGCAAGAACCUCGACAGCCCGAACCACCAAGACCACAUGUACAACACCAACAAAGGUGGCUUCGUCCCCGCUGGCGCAUGCCCCGCCUCGCACCCCGUCCGAGUACCGCAAGUUGCUCUUGAGACAAUGUGGGACACCCGCCCAUUCAACGACAAGUCGAUCUGGCCUGAGGAUGGAUCGCAGCCCUUCGUCUGGUCUUACGAGGACAGCGUCGGCUACGGCACACACGCUGACUACGUCUUCGGCUGGAAGGGCGAUGCGCUCCAGCGAGCCAUGGACUCCAAGUCCCUUCUUAGCAACGGCAUCACGACCCAGAGCGUCGCUCAGUCUAACCAGUGCACUCUCAAGAGCACUGUUGUAGAGGACAUUGACGGCUGGCUCACGAAGCUUCCGGGACGUCAAAUGGAUAUGUAA
Molecule: messenger RNA, 8625 nt
Organism: Annulohypoxylon maeteangense
Lineage: Eukaryota; Fungi; Ascomycota; Sordariomycetes; Xylariales; Hypoxylaceae
Exons: 8
Coding region: 1-8625 (2874 amino acids)
Biological process (GO): fatty acid biosynthetic process; secondary metabolite biosynthetic process; proteolysis
Molecular function (GO): 3-oxoacyl-[acyl-carrier-protein] synthase activity; fatty acid synthase activity; serine-type peptidase activity
Source: RefSeq, a predicted model, not a curated record